Molecule: messenger RNA, 4727 nt
Organism: Alexandromys fortis (reed vole)
Lineage: Eukaryota; Metazoa; Chordata; Mammalia; Rodentia; Cricetidae
Gene: Lrrc43
Product: leucine rich repeat containing 43
Exons: 12
Coding region: 2925-4727 (600 amino acids)
Source: RefSeq, a predicted model, not a curated record
GAGACUCCAGCGCGAGCUACAGAAAGACCGAGGGCAUACCCGGGACCUUGAGCACCGCUGUGCAAGAGCAUCUGCGGAAGCUGUGUCUGCGUGAAUUCCCAUGUGGCACCGGGAGCUGGGUGCGUGCUCCCCACGCCGGGGAUGGGGGUGAGGGAGGGAAGGAUCCAGCAGGGGCGGACCUGGGACUGGGCCAGAAUGGCUGCAUGGAGUAAACCGAAGUAUGUGGUACCUAGCUGGGAACCGGCUGCCCUAGUGGUCAGGAGAUGCUCAGAUACAAGUUUGAGACCGGCUGGGAGGUUUGGAUGUGGCGUUGGCUGAUUUGAGAGUUGGCGUGAACAGUGCGAUCUGGAACACUGAGGGAGUUCAGGGGCCAAGUGCCCCCUUGCCAUGUGGGGACGGGCCCAGAAUGGACUAAACCAGCACAUCAAGCUGACCUUUGAUCUCAUGUAGCCCAGGCUGCAGAUGCGAGAGGGAAGAGAUCCCUGAGGGAAGAGCUUUGGUGUUGAACACUCUACAGCCGCUCAAGAUAAGAUGUAGAGAAAAUGAUUCCCCUGUGCUCUGGGGCUACCGGGCUAGUUUUCCCCUUCUGGGCAGCGUCUUCUACUCCUCCAUCACAGCCUGCUUCCCUCCUGUAACUGCUGGACUUGGGAAGCCUAGGGUGCUGUGUGACCUCUGCCCUCUUUCCAGGUUGAGGAGAGACUGAGGGAAAUACAGCCAAGGGCAUGGUCAGCUCAGCUGGAAAAAAAAGAUCCAAUCCAACAGGGCAGGAAGAUCCUCUUCUGGUCACUCCACCUUGUGUGUUCAUCCUGCUCAAUAUGCAGGGGGACCCUUGUCAUCAGCUGGGUCCACCGGUCGGGAUGAGCAGCCUGGUUAGACUUAGAGGUCCCUGAAAAUGUGUCCUGACAGUCUGGGCUGUCACCUGGGCCUCCCCCCACACUCUACCCGGUUAAACAGCCAAACUGGCCUUCCCCUUGUAGAGGGAAACAGCCACCCAUCAGGGACACACUCCGUUUGUUUAGUCAAGAGAUGCAGGCCGAUGGCUAACCUGUGCUGGGCACCGUCCUAAGCUUUGGAACUUUGAAGAUGGAUCUAGGGGUAGGGAUGGAGCUAAGUGUUUUCCGUGUUUGUCUGGGGUGAGGCCUUUAGUCCCACUCCCACCCCUAGCACCAAACCAAACAAAAUCAAACAAGCCCAUAAAAUCUGAAGAGGCGUAUUUCAACCGUUGCCUGGAGGGGCAGAUUCUGAGGAGCACACUCAUGUUUUACUCACCAAGGCUCAAGUUUCACCUUCCCCUUGCUGCCCCCAAGGAAAGCCUUCCCGCUGGAAAUGGACUUCUCCAUUUCCCAGGUUGCCUACCGAGCCUCCUGGGCCGUGUCAAACUAAAUUCUCCUUUUAUUCUAUUAAUUUAUUGCGUUCUUUUUACUUGUGUGUCUCUGUGUGGGUAUGUGCGUGCUGGGGCAAGUGCUCUCGGGCUGGAAGAGUACACUGGAUCUCCUGAAGUUGGAAUUGCAGGCAUUUAGAGCUGCCUGACUUGGGUGCUGGGAAUUGAACUUGGGUCUUCGAGCAGAGCGUCAAGUGCUCCUAACUACUGACUGAGCCACUUCUGCAGCCCCCACAGCUAUUCUGCUUUGCACGUUCAAAGUUCCCAACUCCAGAGUGAAGCGAAAACAGGAACUUGGUCUUUGAUAUUCUGUGUCUUGCUGCGUGUGGUGGCACACACCCGGGAACUCAGCACUCAGGAGGCUGAGGCAGGAGGACUGAGCGGUCAAGGCCCGUGUGGCUACACAGUAAAGCUCUGCCCCCACAAAUAACUAUCCUAUGCCAGGCGUGUAGCUCAGUCGGUAGAGACUCUUCUAGAGAGUUCCUAAUCUCACCACACCUAGUGUGUAAACAGAGGCAGCUCUUUUGUUUCCCGGCCGCCCAUCACUAGUGUCGGGGUGCGUGCCUAUGGUCCCUCAAUUUAGGAGAUGGGAGCAGGAGGAUCAAGGGGUUCAAGGUAACUGUCAGCUAUACAGUGAAUUCAAAGCCAGCCUAAUCUACACAAGACCCUGUCUCAGAUAACCAGGACCCCUUUGAUGGCUCAGGGUGGAAAGUUCUUCCUGCCAGCCGUGAUGAUCUGCGUUUGACCCCUGGGAACCACGUGGCGGUAGGGACACGAGAAAUUCUUGCAGAUUGUUUUCUGAGCCCGGGAUGGCUUGUCUCUUUAUUUUGUCUUUUCAAGUCAGGGUUUCUCUGUGUAACAGUCCUGGCUGUCCUGGAACUUGCUUUGCAGACUCACAGAGAUCCGCCUGCCUCUGCCUCCCUAGUGCUGGGACUAGCCUGGUGACGGCUCUUCUAGAUCACACCCGGAACUGACUAAAAUCCAAGGAGCUGGAUACACCUGUUAGGUCUGUUUUUUUCUUAAAUAAAUUAUCUGAAGUGAGAAGACCCACUUUUUGAGUUUGUUUUUGUUUGUUUGUUAUAUUGAAACAGGGUUUCUCUGUGUAGCCCUGGCUGUUCUGGAACUCACUCGUAGACCAGGCUGUCCUUGAACUCGCAGAGAUCUGCCUGCCACUGCCUCCCCAAGUGCUGGGAUUAAAGGUGUGUGCCACCACCGCCUGGCAAAAAGACCACUCUUAAUCUGGAUCUUUUGAGGUGGGAAGAUCCACAUUUAUCUGGGCUACACCUUCUGCUGGCAGCCUGUAAAAAGGACAAGGAAGAAGGAAGCUUGCUCUCUCUCUGGCAAGUCCAUUCCUUCACUGGCGUGAGAGCCUACUUCUCGGGGAGUCUGGCAUAAACCGAAGAAUAAGUCACGCUUUCUUCCUCAAACACCGCGAGCCUGGAGGGACUUGGUCCCCAAGGAGGAGGAGACCGUGAGUGCUAGUGAGGAGACUGUGGAGGCCCUGCUGGGUCUGGUCCGCAGCAGCCAUUCUCCGUGGGCCUUGAUGAAGGGCUCCAGCGUUGAGGACCAUUUCCUGAGAGAGCUGGCCAUCCAGCACCCACUGAUGAUCAGAGACACUUUCUUCUACUCCUACUUCCGGUCCCUGCGGGUGGUGGACAAGGGGGUGACUCUGGUGGACAAAGAUCUCUUGAAAUUUCUAAAGCUUGAGGAGUUGAUUCUGAGUGCCAAUAAAAUCGAGGAAAUCGAUGCUAACAAUCUGCCCCAAACAUUGAAGGUGCUGGAGCUCUAUGGCAACUUGAUCACCAGCAUGGAGUGUCUGUGCUCACCUCCGCCCCCGAAACUGCAGCACUUGGGGCUAGGUCACAACAAACUGCUGGGCCCUUUGGAGAGUCUGUAUGUCACCUCCAGAAACUGGCCCAACCUCGUCUCCCUGGACCUGGGCUUCAACGAGUUGACCGACUUGCAGAGCAUGAUAGCGGGUCUCUGCACCCUGAAGCACCUGAGGCUGCUCGUGCUGCAGGGGAACCCACUGGCCCUGGUUCCUUACUACCGUGGCUUUACCGUGGACAGCCUGGCACGCCUCUGUGUGCUGGACGACAUCACUGUGUCUCCUAGCGAGAAGCACCAGUUCCGGGGGCUCAGCAUUCAUGGUGACCUGUUGGCACGUGAGGCACAGUUUCUGGUGACCAUCGGCAAUGUCAGGGGUGUUAUGGACAGCUCUGUCUUGGACCCAGAGCCGGGACCUGAAGGCCCUUUCAUCAGUUACAGCUAUUAUGUGACCUACGACUUUGUGGAAGACGAGGAUGGCGAAGGGAACGUGCGCGCCAGCACGAUGGCAGAGACCCAUCCCGACAGUGUUCUGGCUGAGAUGGAGCCCUCCUCCAGCGGGGAGCAGUUAGAGGAGGAGGGUGGCGAGGAGGACCAGCCAGAGGUUCUGUUGGGGGCCCAUCCUGGGGCCCAGCGCCACACCCGAACAGGUCGCCCGGCCCGCCCUCAGAGGAUUCGCACAGAGUCGCCUGAGGGCCUGUCCAAGGAGUUGUCUGAGUUUAUAGCUGAGGAGAUGAACCAGAUGGCCGAGGACUCCGGAGAGUCUGGGAUAACAGACAUGGAGGAGUCGGAGACAACCCUUUCCAUCCGCUCUGCCCCACUGCCACAGUCGAUUGACUCGUCGGAAGAGCUGUCAAAGCUACGGCCUCGCAUAGAUCCACGGCUCUGUCCAUCCCCAGGGACAGUUCUCUUCAGCACCGUCCGAAAGCCCUGGACUGACGUCAUUCCUUGUAACUAUGAGAUGAAGCACAACCUCAAGGAGCUGGUGCGGGUCAAGAACUUCCUGCUGGCAGGGACUACGGUGACCAUCGUAGAAGAGAAGAUCCUAUCCUGGCCUGUGUUGCCCACUCCUGUCGAGAGUCCCUUGCCUGCCAAGAAGGGGAAAGCAGACAAGAAAGAGAAAGAGAAAGGGAAGAAACAGAAAGUAGAGGAGGCUGCCAAGGAAAAGGACAAAAAGGGGCUCAAGAAGAAAAAGGAGCUGCCCAAGGAGCUGCGCCAGGACCCGCCCGUGCUGCGUGUGCUGGGCAGCGGCCUGGUGUACCUGGAGCCCUUGUUGGCAGGGGACUCAGCGGUGACCACUGUGUGUAAUUUUGGGGUGAUCCGCACCAUGGAAUCUGACAGAUUGACUCAUGCCAGGGAUUCAAAGAAGAUAAAGAAAGUUCCCAAAAAAGAAAAGUCAAAAAUGGCGACUCCAACCUUCGAAAGCGUGUACCAGCCGGAGCCCCUGACCGUGGAGAUUCAGAUCCAACUGAAUCAGUACCGCUCGGUGGAGGAAGCUUUCCUCAGCCUACUUGACUAG